AUGCUCUUCUCUCCUGCUCUAACUCACUGCAUGGCUGCCCUGCUCUGUUCUCUUGCUCUGUUCCACUUUUCUGUUCCCCUGCUCUGUUUCCCUGCUCUGUUUCCCUUCUCAGUCCUCUUGCUCUCUUCUCCUGCUCUCAUUGUUUCCAUGCUAUGCGGGCAUCAACACGCAAGUCUUGCAGGUGCAUUCCCCUCUCCUGCUUGCUUUCCACCCCAUCCACCCCUGGUUCCCCCUCUCCUGCUUGCUUUCCGCCCCAACCGCCCCUGGUUCCCCUUCUCCUGCUUGCUUUCCACCCCAUCCGCCCCUGGUUUCCCCUCUCCUGCUUGCUUUCCACCCCGUCCACCCCUGGUUCCCCCUCUCCUGCUUGCGUUCCACCCCAUCCGCCCCUGGUUCCCCCUCUCCUACUUGCUUUCCACCCCAUCCGCCCCUGGUUCCCUCUCACCUGCAUGCUUUCCACCCCAUCCGCCCCUGCUUCCCCCUCUCCUGCUUGCUUUCCACCCCAUCCACCCCUGGUUCCCCCCUCUCCUGCUUGCUUUCCACCCCAUCCGCCCCUGGUUCCCCCUCUCCUGCUUGCUUUCCACCCCAUCCGCCCCUGGUUCCCUCUCUCCUGAUUGCUUUCCACCCCAUCCGCCCCUGCUUCCCCCUCUCCUGCUUGCUUUCCACCCCAUCCACCCCUGGUUCCCCCCUCUCCUGCUUGCUUUCCACCCCAUCCACCCCUGGUUCCCCCUCUCCUGCUUGCUUUCCACCCCAUCCGCCCCUGGUUCCCCCUCUCCUGCUUGCCUUCCACCCCAUCCGCCCCUGCUUCCCCCUCUCCUGCUUGCUUUCCACCCCAUCCACCCCUGGUUCCCCCUCUCCUGCUUGCGCUCCACCCCAUCCGCCCCUGGUUCCCCCUCUCCUGCUUGCUUUCCACCCCAGCCGCCCCUGGUUCCCUCUCUCCUGCUUGCUUUCCACCCCAUCCGCCCCUGGUUCCCUCUCUCCUGCUUGCUUUCCACCCCAUCCGCCCCUGGUUCCCUCUCUCCUGCUUGCUUUCCACCCCAUCCGCCCCUGGUUCCCCCUCUCCUGCUUGCUUUCCACCCCAUCCACCCCUGGUUCCCCCUCUCCUGCUUGCUUUCCACCCCAUCCGCCCCUGGUUCCCCCUCUCCUGCUUGCUUUCCACCCCAUCCGCCCCUGCUUCCCCCUCUCCUGCUUGCUUUCCACCCCAUCCGCCCCUGGUUCCCCCUCUCCUGCUUGCUUUCCACCCCAUCCACCCCUGGUUCCCCCUCUCUUGCUUGCUUUCCACCCCAUCCGCCCCUGGUUCCCCCUCUCCUGCUUGCUUUCCACCCCAUCCGCCCCUGGUUCCCCCUCUCCUGCUUGCUUUCCACCCCAUCCGCCCCUGGUUCCCUCUCUCCUGCUUGCUUUCCACCCCAUCCGCCCCUGGUUCCCCCUCUCCUGCUUGCUUUCCACCCCAUCCGCCCCUGGUUCCCUCUCUCCUGCUUGCUUUCCACCCCAUCCGCCCCUGGUUCCCUCUCUCCUGCUUGCUUUCCACCCCAUCCACCCCUGGUUCCCCCUCUCCUGCUUGCUUUCCACCCCAUCCACCCCUGGUUCCCCCUCUCCUACUUGCUUUCCACCCCAUCCGCCCCUGGUUCCCUCUCUCCUGCUUGCUUUCCACCCCAUCCGCCCCUGUUUCCCCCUCUCCUGCUUGCUUUCCACCCCAUCCACCCCUGGUUCCCCCUCUCCUGCUUGCUUUCCACCCCAUCCACCCCUGGUUCCCCCUCUCCUGCUUGCUUUCCACCCCAUCCGCCCCUGGUUCCCCCUCUCCUGCUUGCUUUCCACCCCAUCCGCCCCUGGUUCCCCCUCUCCUUCUUGCUUUCCACCCAUCCGCCCCUGGUUCCCUCUCACCUGCAUGCUUUCCACCCCAUCCGCCCCUGGUUCCCCCUCUCCUGCUUGCUUUCCACCCCAUCCGCCCCUGGUUCCCCCUCUCCUGCUUGCUUUCCACCCCAUCCGCCCCUGGUUCCCUCUCUCCUGCUUGCUUUCCACCCCAUCCACCCCUGGUUCCCUCUGUCCUGCUUGCUUUCCACCCCAUCCGCCCCUGGUUCCCCCUCUCCUGGUUGCUUUCCACCCCAUCCGCCCCUGCUUCCCCCUCUCCUGCUUGCUUUCCACCCCAUCCACCCCUGGUUCCCCCUCUCCUGCUUGCUUUCCACCCCAUCCGCCCCUGGUUCCCCCUCUCCAGACUGCGGUGCAUACGGCACUUGCGAUCCCGCCACACGAUAA
Molecule: messenger RNA, 2250 nt
Organism: Closterium sp. NIES-65
Lineage: Eukaryota; Viridiplantae; Streptophyta; Zygnematophyceae; Desmidiales; Closteriaceae
Source: the annotation of a GenBank genome assembly